Molecule: messenger RNA, 5535 nt
Organism: Naegleria lovaniensis
Lineage: Eukaryota; Heterolobosea; Eutetramitea; Acrasida; Naegleriidae
Exons: 2
Coding region: 1-5535 (1844 amino acids)
Biological process (GO): double-strand break repair; DNA-templated DNA replication
Molecular function (GO): DNA-directed DNA polymerase activity; DNA binding; ATP binding
Source: RefSeq, a predicted model, not a curated record
AUGAAACCUUCUUCUGGAAAUUUGCAACAACAACACCAUCACUUCAAAAAGACCACCAAUCAGACCACUUCUCAUGAUUCUAGUACCAUUCCAAAAACAACCACCUCUUCACCAUUCCGAAGGGAAAUACCACAAACGCCUCUUUCUGCUCGCUCUACGAGUUCGUUUUCAUCCUUCUCUUCUUCUUCACCAGCUUCUGCCAUCACGACGCCAAUAAGCAGUCUGAGUGGAAAUUCAACUCGAUCUUGGGUUUCAUCCUCGACAACGAAUUCUUGUUCCAUUCAUACAGCACCUAAUUUCAAAAUUCAACAACAAGCCAAUAUAUAUUCGCGAAAUUUACACCAUCCACUCAGCCAAACAUCAUCGGAGAGUGGGGGCGAGAUUGUAGAAGAUGACAAUGAUGGUUCUCGUGUUUUUCAAAAACAUGAAAAUGUAGUAGUAUCAACAACACAGGCGACAGAAUCUCAAGAAUUGGAUGAUUUAUGGUUUGUGGAUGAACUUUCCGAUGUGGAGUUGGAUCUUGGCGAAUUUGAAAAUGAACAACCAAUCAUUGUGGAGAAUGCCACUGGUGGGUCGACAACAUUUCAUUCUGACACCGUCAUGACGGUCAGUACAUCCAAUGGUGCCUCCAAUGAAGAAGAAGAAGAAUUUGUCUUGGAGCUUGAUGACGAUUUUGAGGAAGCUCUUCUGUAUGCGGAGGAGACCUCGGCCCAUACAGACAUGUUAAUGAAUGAUGGAGAGACAAUCUCUAAGCCUCAAUGGAACGCUACUUUUAGCACUUCAACAAACAUACCUCAGCCUCCUCCUCCUCCCUCAUACACCCUCACACAAGCCUCAGAAGAACCAAUUGACGUGGCUGAUUUGGAGGAAAUCAUGUGGCAAGACGAGACGCAAUCUGAAAAUCAGCAAUUACAACAAGCCAUAGAGAAUGCUCCCCACAACACCUCUUUCACAGCUUCAGACAAGUUUUCGCUCUACUAUUACAUUCCUGAGCAGAUUGCAGACAAUUACAAACACACCACACUUUAUCCUUGGCAGGUGAGUUUAUUACAUGAUACAGGAGUUUUGGAAGGUCAAAAUCUCAUCUAUUCCUCUCCAACCAGUGGUGGUAAAACACUAGUGAGUGAAAUUGUCAUGGUACGACGAUUGACACAAGACAAAUCAAAGGUAAUCUUCAUUUUGCCAUUUAAAGCCAUUAUUGAGGAAAAAGUUUUGGAUUUGAAUAGCAAAUUUAAGGAUGUUGGAUGGAAAGCAAAUCCUUAUCACUCUGAGGCAGUCCGAAUUUCUGAAAUUGCCUCAUUCAAUGACGACGAUGAACGAGUCAUGGUUUGCACUUUUGAACGAGCUAACAGUAUUCUUAAUGGUCUUAUUUCUUCUGGAAAAAUAGAUGAAAUUGGUGCCAUCAUUAUUGACGAGCUUCACAACAUCACUGAUCCUAAUAGAGGUUACAUACUCGAGCUCAUCCUCACAAAAAUUGUUUACCUAAAGCCCAAAAUUCAAAUCAUUGGCAUGUCAGCCACGUUACACAAUGUGGAAAAGUUGGCUAAUUUUUUGAAUGCACACCUCUUCGUCACUGAUUAUCGGCCUGUACCACUCUCCGAAUAUCUCGUUCACAAUGGAAAAGUUUUUAAUGUGUAUAACAAGACAAGGGGAAAAACUACCUCGCAUGAAGUAGGCCGUGGAAUGAAUGGAGACACUUCGUUUGUGCGCGAAUUACCUAAACCAACGAUCAAUGCCAAUAUGCGAGUCAUACCAGACAGAUUCAACAUUUUCAUACUUUCCCUACUUGACACCAAUUUCUCAACCCUUAUAUUUUGUAGUUCUAAAGCCAAAUGUAAAUCAUACGCCAAAUUUAUUGCAACGCAAUACUUUCAAGAAACCAUAACCGAGCACUUACAGCAACAGAGGCAAGAAGCAAUCAAUAGGUUACGCUUUUCAUCGUCUGGAUUGGAUCCUGACUUGAAAAUUUGCCUCGAGCAUGGUGUUGGCUUUCAUUAUUCUUCGCUCACGAUGGAAGAGAAGAAACUUGUGGAAUCUUCGUUCAGGAAUGGAAUGAUCAAAGUACUGCUAUGUACAACCACCUUAGCAACAGGAGUAAAUUUACCAGCUAGGCGUGUCAUUAUCACAUCUCUAAGCAUGGGAACAGAUGUGUUGGAUAUGGCCACAUACAAACAAGCAUCCGGACGAGCUGGUAGAGCUGGAAUUGACGUCACUGGCGAAUCAUAUCUUUUCGUACCUUCUCUAGAACAAGGAAACAAGUUACUAUCAUCGAACUUUGCCUCAAUGAUUUCAUGCCUCAAUGAGAAGCAAAUUUCAAGGGCUCUUUUAGAAAAUAUUUCUACUGGCACUAUUAAGACUGCAGAUGAUAUUGAACGAUUCCUAAGUUGUACUUUUCUUUCAAAAUGUAAAACACCCCACGAGAUUCAGCAAUUGUCCAAGAAUGCACGAUUGUUUCUUCAUGAAAAAGGAUUUAUUGAAUGGGUUGAAAAAACACAAUCCUUUGUUUGUACCGAUCUUGGAAAAUCAACACAAGUGUCGAAUAUUGGCUUACAGGAAGCUCUAGAAUAUUAUGCGGCUAUGAAACAAUGUGAACAAGGGUUUUAUCUAGCAGACGAUUUGGGUAUUCUUUUCUUACUUGCUUCUUUUGUCCCCGAAGGAUACAACAACGAAGACAGGUUGAGAGAUGAUGCGGAGAGAAUCAUGGAAAUAGGUCACUCACGUAAACAAUUCCGACAAUUUAUUGAAAAGCAAGAUAUUGGAUUUUCUCAAUUUAAAGAAGCCAUUGCGUAUUAUAUGGUUGAUAAGACCCCACUAUUGAAAUUGAAAAAUUAUAUCUAUGCUCUGAGAAGAACAUUUAUUUUAUUUGACAUUACACGAGAAUGCAAAAUCGAUUGGAUUUCCACAACAUACUAUAAUAGUGUGGAUCACAGAGGAAUCGUUCAGUCUAUUCAGCGAGAUGCAGCCGCAAAAGCAUCCGUGCUCUCGACUUUUUCAUCCAACAUUUCGAUUUCCCCCAUUUUUUUCGACUCUUUUCGAAGAAUUAAGGAAAUGCUAUUGUGUGGAGUGCCUCAAGAUCUUGUACCGCUUGUUCAACUUCCCUUUGUUGGCUCCUCUACUGCAAGGCUAUUAUUCAAAGAAGGAUACAAGUGCAUACGCCAGGUUGCAGAAGAGGAUCCCUACAUCAUUGAGAGCAUCAUUUCAAAACAUUGUAAAAAUGGAGAGCAGUCCAGAGCCUUUGAUAUUGUUGAAGGAGCAAAGGAAAUUGUCAAGCAAAAUGUUCUACCACGUGAUUGGAUUGAUGGACGUGAAGAAGAUCCAGAUCAAAAUAUGGGCAAACGAAAGAAAAAGUCUCGCCUUAAAGCUGAGCCGAAAAAGAAAAAAGAAGAUGCUAUUAUUGAAAUUAAGUCAGAUGAUGACAGCAAAUUGUUGGAGUUUGAAAAUGAUUGGAAUACCUGCUUUGCAUUUUCAUUUUGCUUCGAGUUUGGACUUCAAAAGAAAAAAGACAAUCCCACUUCUUUUAUUAAGAACAGGGACCAAUAUUUUGUCAAAGCGUUGGCAAUAUGUUUCAACACGGAACAUGAAACUGUCUUGAUGAACAAUAGCUGUGAGACAAUUAAUCCAAACGCUCCAUCCAAAUCUUACUUUAUCCAUCUCUCUAAAAGUGAAAAGAGAAAGGAUCUUAUCAAGAAAAUAUUUUCGGAUGGCUCUCGUAAGAAAAUUACAUAUUCCCUCAAGAAGCAACAAACAAAGUUACUACAGUGUUGGAACUUUAUAGUGAGAGAUCCUAUUUUGGACGUGAUGAUUGCAGAGUGGGUUCAAUACCCUGAUGACUCGGAAAAUGAGAAUUCUUUAGAGGAAAUUUAUGUCAAGUGCUUUCCUUCCAAACAAUUUUUGUUUUCACCGAGCAACAACGACCAUGUCAUUGUCAAGACAGCCGCUCAGUGUUGGCCCAUUAUUGCGCUAUUAGCAGUGCGUAUCCACAGCUACAACCUGUCUGGCAUGUUUGAGUUUGAGAUGAGCUUUGUAAAAGUUCUCAGCACAAUGGAGAAGAAUGGAAUUCGGUUUGACUAUGACUGGAUCAAACGAAACAAUUCAAUUAUUGACGCACGGCUACAAGAGAUUGACAGUGAGCUUAAUAGUCUUCAAGUUCUCGAUGGAAGAGGCAUCAAAACUUGCAACAAUGAUGAUGUUGCCUUUCUUUUAUUUGAUAAACUCAAGAUGCGAGGGACUGAGAGAAAAACAAACAAGGAAAUUUUGGAAAAGUUGAAAAAGCUGUACCCUGAUAAGGCCCAUAUUAUGUCACUCAUUAGCGAGUACCGAUAUUUGUUGAAUAUCAAAACACACCACAUUCAAAACAUGCCCAAUGAUAUCAAAUUCUGUGCCAACAGAUCAGAAUAUCGUAUAUUUGCAUCUCAAAUGCAAACAACAUCUGCAACUGGAAGAUUGAGUGUUAAAAAUCCCAAUCUUCAAAACAUUCCAAAGGAUAUUACCAUCAAGAAUCCACGUUUUGGAGUUGGUGGAGAUUUAAAUGAGAAUAUUGUAGUUAGCAUUCGCAGUGGUUUUAUUCCUAGAAAAGGUUUUACCAUGCUCUCGGUGGAUUACAAAAAUAUAGAAUUGAGAAUUCUGGCUCACUUUUCAAAAGAUCCAGCUCUUACUGAAAUCUUGAAGAACGAAUCAAGAGAUAUUUUCGAAGAGAUUGCACGAAAUUUUUGGAACAUACCAGAAGGAGAGGUCAUUCCUCAGACUUAUCGAAGCUUGGUGAAACAAAUUAUCUAUGGAAUAUCUUAUUGCAUGGGAGCUGCAACUCUCUCUGAGAAAAUGUUUAACAGCGAAAAUGAAGAUCAAUUACUGAGACCAGGUGAAGACAAAAUAGAAGCUGCAGAACGAUACAAGCAACAAUUUUUUGAAAAGUAUCACCACCUCAAAAUGUUUAAAGAUAAGGUGGAAGCUACUCUCGUUGAAAAGCAUUGGGUCACCACACUCUUUCAUAGAAAGAGAUUUAUGCAUGAUAUUGCCUCGACAGAUUCUUCCUGUAGAGCUGCGGCGAGAAGGGCUGCUCUCAACACUGUCAGUCAAGGCUCAGCCUCCGACAUUAUGAAAAUUGUCAUGCUUGGUAUUUAUAAUUUUAUGAGACAUUUCAAUCGAAAGGAAAUGAGAGCCUACAUGCUUGUUCAAAUACAUGACGAGUUGCUCUUUGAGGUUAAGGAGGAAAGUCUGAAAAUAUUCACAUGGUGUGUGAAGAGUAUCAUGGAGACCACCUGCAAGCUGAGAGUACCUCUCGGUGUAAAGUGUCAAAUUGGUGACUCAUGGGGAACCUUGAAAGAUUUCCAGGUUGAUGUAAGAACAAUUUCCCAAGAGGAGAAGCAAGAAUUAGCCAAGCUCGAGGAGUCACUCGGUAUAGGAUGGGCCAAGCGUUUACACAUUCGAGAGCUAGGUCUUCUUCCACACCACGAAGAGCUGCCAGAGGACAAUGAAGAUCAAGACCGCAAUGAUGACGACGAAGAGGCUUGGCAAGUUGACUCUCCUUCUAAUUGA